CUCGGCCUGGCCCGGCCUGGAGGCAGCGGUCUCCCGGCGGCCCAUGCAGUCGCGGGUGCUGUACCUGGGCGGCGGGGCCGGGGCCCCCGCUGCGCGCAGGGUCCGCCUGCUCCUGCGGCAGGUGCUGGGCGGCGGCGCGGCCGCGGCGCGGUCCGGCCGCCUGGAGAUCAGGGCGCUGCACGGCUCAGGUGAUACUGUCACUAUUGGAGAUGUGUCCUUUAAACUCAAAACACCGAAGAACCCAGAAUUCGUUCCACAGAACUACAUGACAGAUUCUUUGGCCCAGGCCAUAGUCCACCAUUUAAGAUGGAUAAUGCAGAAAGAUCUUCUUGGCCAAGAUGUCUUUCUUAUUGGUCCUCCUGGGCCUCUCCGGCGAUCUAUUGCCAUGCAAUAUCUGGAGCUAACAAAGCGGGAGGUUGAAUAUAUCGCCCUGUCGAGGGACACCACAGAAACUGACCUCAAACAGCGACGGGAGAUCCGAGAUGGCAGUGCUUUUUAUCUUGAUCAGUGUGCAGUUCGUGCAGCUACUGAAGGCAGAAUCCUUGUGCUGGAAGGUUUGGAGAAGGCUGAGCGGAACGUCCUGCCGGUGUUAAACAAUUUACUGGAGAAUAGGGAAAUGCAGCUUGAAGAUGGUCGUUUUCUUAUGUCUGCAGAACGUUAUGACAAACUUCUGCAGAGUCAUACAAAAUCAGAGUUAGAUGCAUGGAAGAUUGUUCGGGUUAGUGAAGAUUUUCGAGUGAUAGCAUUGGGCCUGCCAGUACCCAAAUACUCUGGUAACCCUUUGGAUCCUCCCCUUCGGUCUCGAUUUCAAGCUAGAGAUGUUUAUCAUCUGCCCUUUAAGGACCAUCUUCAGCUAUUAUAUUCAAUUGGAUCAAACAUUUCCACAGAGAGAAUUUCUCAGCUCCUGUCUUUUGCUACAACUCUCUGCUCUCAAGAAUCUUUUACAUUGGGACUUCCAGAUUUUCCUUUAGACAGCUUAUCGGCUGCAGUUCAGAUUUUGGAUUCCUUUCCUAUGAUGUCAGUCCAGCAUGUUGUUGACCGGCUUUACCCCUAUAAUGUUUUCCUUGGAAAGGAAGGCAGAACUGCAGUCAAAGAUGCAUUAAAACGUUUUGAGCUUCAGGAUUCAGAAAGCCACUUGCUUCCCCAAAGGAUUACCAAAGUAGAAAGGGCACAUGGAAACAAACCCUUCAAGGCUGAUGUAACUGUCCAGAUUGGUGAAAAAGAAGUGACGUUCCAGGUUCCAGCUGGGACUGGGCUGUUAAAAAAGCAUUCUCGAUCAGACACUUUUAUAAAGACUUCCAGCCAUAAUCAACUGUUGGCAGAAAUGAUGCAAUCCCAUAUGGUUAAAGAUAUGUGUUUAAUUGGAGGAAAAGGCUGUGGCAAAACAGUUAUUGCUAAGGAGUUUGCUGAUAUACUGGGAUACAGCAUAGAACCUAUCAUGCUGUACCAGGAUAUGACAGCUAGAGAUUUGCUACAGCAAAGGUAUACGCUUCCUAAUGGAGACACUGCUUGGAGACCAUCGCCACUUGUUACUGCUGCCCUGGAAGGAAAGCUUGUUAUUCUUGAUGGCAUUCAUCGAAUUAACCCUGGCACUCUAGCUGUACUUCAAAGACUAAUACAUGACAGAGAACUGACCCUCUAUGACGGCACCAGGUUGUUAAGGGAAGAUAGAUAUCAAAACUUAAAAGAAGAAUUACAGAUCUCGGAAGAGAAACUACAGGAAAGGUCUAUCUUUCCUAUCCAUCCUUCUUUCAGAAUAGUGGUCUUAGCAGAACCGCCUGUCAUUGGAAGUAGCACCCAACAGUGGCUGGGUCCGGAGUUUCUGACACUGUUUCUUUUUCAUAAUGUUCGAUCUUUAAAUAAGAGUGAAGAAAUGGAAGUUAUAAAAAAGAUGAUUCCAAAUGUACCCAGUGUUGCUGUGGAGCAGUUGUUGUCAUUAACGCACAAGCUUCGUGAGACAAAUGACACCACGGCACAGUCACUCGCUUCAUCUUUAUCUACUCGACAACUAUUGCGAAUUUGUCGUCGACUGUCACAAUAUCCAGAUGAAAGCCUCUAUUACGCUGUUAAUAAAGCCUGCCUUUCCAGGUUUUUACCAAACCUUGCCAGAUCAGCUUUACAUAAAAAUCUGCAGGACUGUGGUAUUGAGACAAGUCCAGAUGACGCGAAGAAGCUAGAGGAAAAGCAUUACACAUGUGAAAUAAAAAAUGGGAUUCUGAAGAUAGGGUCUGUGACGAUGCCGAUUUAUAACUCAUCUGAGAAAAUGAAAGUGCCUGAUGUUUUGUUCUAUGAAAAUACGCAACACAUGAUGGUAAUGGAAGAUAUGCUCAAGGACUUUCUGCUGGGAGAGCAUCUGCUUUUAGUUGGCAAUCAGGGUGUUGGAAAAAACAAGGUUGUUGACAGAUUCCUUCAUCUUUUAAACAGGCCCAGAGAGUAUUUACAGCUGCAUAGGGAUACCACUGUACAAAGCCUUACGCUACAACCUUCUGUCAAAGAUGGUCUUAUUAUAUAUGAAGAUUCACCACUGGUAAGAGCAGUGAAGUUUGGACAUAUUUUGGUAAUUGAUGAGGCAGACAAAGCACCAACAAAUGUUACCUGCAUCUUAAAAACUUUAGUAGAAAGUGGGGAAAUGGUUUUGUCAGAUGGAAGGCGAAUUGUUGCCAAUAAUGCUCAUGUAGAGGGGAGAGAAAAUGUCAUAGUUAUUCAUCCUGAUUUUAGAAUGAUAGUUCUAGCAAAUAGACCAGGAUUUCCUUUCUUGGGGAAUGACUUUUUUGGCACAUUAGGGGACAUUUUUAGUUGCCAUGCUGUUGAUAAUCCCAAACCAGAGUCUGAACUGGCUAUGCUUAGACAAUAUGGUCCUGAUGUUCCAGAGCCAAUUCUUCAGAAACUGGUGGCUGCUUUUGGAGAACUCAGGAGCUUGGCUGACCAAGGAAUUAUUAACUAUCCCUAUUCAACUAGAGAAGUUGUGAAUAUUGUAAAACAUUUACAGAAAUUUCCAACUGAAGGACUGGCAAAUGUUGUUCGAAAUGUAUUUGACUUUGACUCCUACAACAACGAAAUGCGUGAAAUUUUAAUCAGCACUUUGCACAAAUAUGGGAUACCUAUUGGAGCAAAACCGACCAAUGUACAGCUGGCCAAGGAACUGCCACUACCAGAUCAUAAAUUUAUGGGCUAUUGGAAAGUCACUCAGCCAGGGAAUGCACAACAGAAACUGCUGUGUCCAACAGAAACGCAAAAAAUAGAUGUAAAGGGUCCUGUGUACUUAAAUAUUCAAGGAUUUCCACUGGAACGACAGGAAGCCAGGUCCCUCAGUUUCACAGAAGAACUUGCUUUUUGGACACUGCCUUUGGAGGAAGUUAACUUUGUUUGUGAUGUGGCAGUAACAAAAGAAGAGGAAGCUGAAAAUGUUCUUUACGUUACUACGUGCAAUCCAGUUUCCUUGUUCUUCAUGAAUGUUUCUAGUAAGAGCGGAUACUUUGUGGAUCUUUAUGACCUCUUCCCAAGAACAGUUGGAAGUGUCUGGCAGCCUUUUGUGACUGUGGCACCGCUGGGAAAUCCACUCAAAGGUCAAGUGAUUCUACAUGAAGAGGAGAGUAAUGUUGUGUUGUUGCUGGAUACAAACAAUGGUGCCCUUCGCCAGCUUUUGCUCUUACCAGAUGACCAAGAGUCUCCUAAGAGAUCAUCUUGGUGGAGCAGCAAAGAAGAGAGGAGCAACUACAAAAUGUGCCGGGAGUUUUCACACAAAAACUGGCUGGUGUUGUACAAAGAAACAGGAAACCGCCUUAUUGUACUGGAUGUAUUAGAGGGUCAAACUCAUACCAUCUCACUUCCGAUCAGUCUGAAAUCUGUUUUCCUGGCAGCUGAAGACCGGUGGCUCUUGGUGGAAAAUGAAACAAAUCAGAAAUUUCUUUUAACCAAGCGUGCCAAUAUGGAAGCUGAAGACAGUGGGGUUUGCCAGCUGUAUGCAUUGAGUGAAGAGCCAGCUGACGUGGGAUUUGGCUUAACAACAGCGUCAGAACUGUGUGUGCCGCAUGCAGUUUCAAGUGACCAGCUAUCUUCAGAAAACCUCAGUGCAGCUGUGGGACAAAAGAUCAGCUCCCCCAACAGGAUUUUCUCAGAUGAGCAUAAUUACGCUACUAUUGUUAUUGGUUUCCCAGACCUUUUGUCUCCUAGUGAAGUGUAUAGCUGGAAAAGAAACUCCUCUCUGAGCUGCAAACGUGCUUCUCCUUCUGAUCCAUUUUAUUAUGGAGCCCAGAGGAAAAAAAGAGCUGCAAAACAAACCAAUUGUGUAACUUUAUUGGCUUCUAAUCAAAUAGUCAGAAUUUUAGCACCUGGAGAUGUGCCUUUGAAAGACAUUUACCCAAAAGAUGUCACUCCUCCAGAAGCUGCUGGUUACUUGGAAGUAACAGAUCUUAACUCAAAGAAAAUCAAAUACAUUGCUAUUCCAAGAUCACAAUCUCUCUCUCCAUAUACAGCUUGGCUUUCUAAGAUCUCAGAUGCUGAUGCCCUUUUGGCACCACUGGGCAAAGUAGGUUUGGUUAGUGUGGACAUGGGAGGUGGUGUGAGGCUUUGGGAGACGGGGCUGGACAGCCUCCAGCGGUCACUGCAGGACUGGAGGAACAUGAUUGGCCAAGAAGAUGGUCAUCCUGUGCAGAUAACUAUUCAGAGGGACAGUGGUUUGGAUGUCAGUUCCCCCAAACAUGGAAAAGUGGAUCCAGACAACAUGCCACAUGUUGGUGGAAAUACUUGGGCUGGUGGAACAGGUGGGAGAGACACUGCUGGGUUAGGUGGCAAAGGUGGGCCCUAUCGACUGGAUGCUGGCCACAGGGUUUACCAAAUAUCUCAAGCUGAAAAGGAUGCUGUUCCGGAGGAGGUUAAGAGAGCUGCUCGAGAGAUGGGUGAAAAGGCCUUUAAACAGAGAUUGAAAGAGAUUCAGAUGAGCGAAUAUGAUGCAUCAACUUACGAAAGGUUCUCUGGAGCAGUCCGACGUCAAGUUCAGUCACUCCGCAUCAUCCUGGACAAUCUGCAGGCCAAGGGUAAGGAAAGACAAUGGCUGAGACACCAAGCUGUUGGAGAGCUAGAUGAUGCCAAAAUCAUUGAUGGGCUGACAGGAGAAAAAGCCAUAUAUAAACGACGGGGAGAACUUGAACCACAACCUGGGAGCCCUCAGCAGAAACCCAAACGCUUGCGCCUGGUGGUAGAUGUUUCCGGUAGCAUGUACCGCUUUAACGGGGUGGAUAGACGCCUGGAACGCUCCAUGGAGGCUGUCUGCAUGGUCAUGGAAGCUUUUGAGAAUUAUGAGCACAAAUUCAAGUACGAUAUCGUUGGACAUUCAGGAGAUGGCUUCAACAUUGCCUUGGUUGGAAGUGACAAAGUUCCCAAGAACAAUAAGCAAAGAUUAGAGAUUCUUAAGACCAUGCAUGCCCAUGCUCAGUUCUGCAUGAGUGGAGACCAUACCUUGGAAGGGACAGAGCAUGCCAUUCAUGAAAUUGCCAAGGAAGAGGCUGACGAGUAUUUUGUUAUCGUCUUGAGUGAUGCAAAUCUCGAGCGAUAUGGUAUUCGCCCAUCAAGGUUUGCUCAAGUCUUGACCACCAAUGCUCAAGUCAAUGCUUUUGCCAUAUUUAUAGGAUCCUUAGGAGACCAGGCAGAUAGCUCGAGCAGAGUGAGAGAACGCCCAAAGGGAAUUGGCACUCAGUACACAGUUUUAGUCAGAAAAGGGUUGAGACAUAUGGCUGCACAGUCACCAUCAGUUGUGUCUGCAGGCUGCAGAGGAUGCUACCAGCAGGUCGGUCUUUUAUUGCCAUGGAUACCAAAGAGAUCCCCCAGAUUCUGCAGCAGAUCUUCACAUCUACCAUAUUGUCAAGUGCCUAAGCGUCACUGGUGUCACGGUGCAUGAAUUCAAAGAAGAAACCUGCUCCUGCUGGAGAUAGAAACUAACACUGAGGAUAAACACAGUUAUUAAUAAGAUACAUACUGUUCUUUAAUCAGCAAAGCGACCCAAAUCUGCUCAACAGCCAAGCUGUAAGAUUUCACCCCCAAUUUCUCAACCGACUUAGUGCGUUCAAAGAACUGCAGUGAGGCGGAGGCAAAUCGCAGGAUGGCAGCAGAGUGAAUGUUUUUCCGGAGGGAUGAAUAAAUAAAGGACAGUUUGUGAACAUUCCUCUGCCAGCCAUGUUGCCAGCACUAUGGUAUCAUCUCAUCCUGUUUUAUUAAAUACGGGUCGCUGGGAUUUCAUAAUAUUAUGUAAGGCAGAGCCAGGCAAUCUGCUUUGGUGUUUUGCGUGCAUCUGUUUGAAUGGGUAGUUAACUCCAUCUUUGGUUUAAACAGGACUGCUUUUGUCAGGCAGGAAACCUUUCCUUCCUCUGCUGUGGCGUUCUUGUCCUGACUGGGAUCGGGGCUUCACCACUGGUUGCUGGGAACAAUGGAGCAGUUUGGAAACACUGACUGUCGCGUGUAAACAUUCAUUAUCUGAUCAGGCACGGUGCUCAGAUCUAGAGAAAGUGGAUGUUAAGAAGGAAAACAAAACAAAAACAGAUUCAUUCAGUUCUGCCUGUGAAAAAUAAGGGGAAAGGGUCAAAACUGGAACCCAACUGCCAGCGUUUCCAGAGAGGGAACUAUUGCUAUGUCUCCUUUGCAUGACCAGUGAUGCUGUCCCACUGCACUGUUGCCCAGAAUACCUGGCAUAGCCUCAGUACAUGGAGGUGCCUUUUUGGUCGGGAGACAGAAAAGUUACUAAUGCUUUGGUAGAGCUCCUUCAUGAUCUAUUUUGCUUGGGUCUUUUGAAGGUGAAACUGGAGAUGAGAUCUAGGCAUGAGAGAAUACAUUCUUUUUUAUAAAGGAGGAGGGAAAAAAAUCUGUUUUAGCAAGAUAUCCAUAUUGGGGUAUAUUUAAUAUCCAGGAUAGUUAUAAGGACUUAUUUUCUGAUUCAGUUGGCUAGUGUUUGACUGUUCCAUAAGGCAAUAGUUCCUCUUUAUUCACUAAAGAAGAGAUACCUUGUGAGGCAUCUUGUGGGAACACUGGAAUACUUGAUGAAUUGAAUGUAUGAUUUAUUUAAGCUUGGGCCAGGGGGUAUGUAUCACUGAAUCUCUGCUGAUACUAAUUUGAGGGUAACUGAAUAGAAAAAAGUCAAGGCAGAGUACUUACUUUUAAAAAUCUGAAGAGGAAUUACAAUACUUCUAAUAUUUGUCUUAAUCCUGCAGUUGCUCAAAGUGCACUAUGAGCAGUGUAUUUAGAGGGGAGGAGGCAAAUUAAUUUGAUCUUGUUAAUACAACCAUCAUUGUUUUAAAGGGUCCAGUUUCAAGUGGUCAUUCUCUACUCCAUCAGUCCUGCAGCAAAAGUCUUUACCAGAGCAUCAGAAAUGUCCCAUAUUUAGGGUGUGUUUCAAAGCCUGGCCAGCUUUGAAACUCUUUAUGGCAAGAGAGGACGGAAGACGUUUUUCAAAGGCUUGUUGGUAUUGUUAUGAUAACUGUAUAUGUGAAAACAAAGAGGUUGAAGAUGCAAUUCCUGUUUAGAGAGAAGGGAAUUGGGAGGAGAAGGUUAAGAAGGUUAUCCCUGGCGGGGACAAAUGCAUGUACAUGCACAUACACACAGACACAGCGAAAAAGGGGAAGUGCACUUCAAAAUACAAAUAUCUUGGUCCUGUAAACAUAUGAUGAGAUACGAAAUGCAAUAAAGAAUUGGCAUAUUAAUAAG
This is a messenger RNA of Strigops habroptila (Kakapo), 7692 nucleotides long. RefSeq names its product von Willebrand factor A domain containing 8 (gene VWA8). The transcript is spliced from 46 exons. Gene Ontology annotation, molecular function: ATP binding; ATP hydrolysis activity. The record is from RefSeq and is a predicted model, not a curated record. Bases 44 to 5896 code for a protein of 1950 amino acids. Gene Ontology annotation, cellular component: cytoplasm. NCBI's taxonomy places the organism in Eukaryota, Metazoa, Chordata, Aves, Psittaciformes, Psittacidae.